AUGGAUAAAUGGGAAAUUCCAUCUUGUUGUAUUUGUUACGAAAGAUUGUUGACUAAACUAACUCUUCUUCCAGAUUGUGGACACAUUUACCAUCAAGAAUGUUUACAAUCAUGGACUGAUAAGAUUGGUUUAACUAAUCUGAAAUGUCCUCUGUGUAGGACUAAUGUUGUCAACAAUAUCUAUCCAUUAAAUUAUACAAUUACAAAAAUUGAAGAAUCAAACCCUAAACACUGUAAUGGUGUUGAUAAUGAUAAAUCAAAAACUGAUGUUGUUUAUUCUGCACAAAUUAAAUCAUAUCAGGAUGAAAUAGAUGACCUGAAAUCAAGGUUAUCGACAUCCAAAGAGGACCGAAUCGAAUGUUAUAAUAAAAUCCAGGAUCUAGAGGAACAAUACAAAGUGUUGAAGGAUAAGUUGAAUAAGGAGUUGAAUACGAACGACCAAAUAGUUAAACAGAACAAAGAACUCGUUUUGUCAUCUGAAAAACAAAAGGCCACAAACUCUGCAUUGACCAAAAAAUUGAAUUCCCUCAAGAAUGAGUUGGAAAAGCUUAAGAACAUAUCGAAAUAUCUCGAGGAUCCUAAUGACUCUCAAAUACAGGAUAUUGCUGCCAUGGUUGAAAAAAUGACAUCUGAUGAAAAGAUUAAGUUUCUAAUGAAUCGUAUUGUUGAUUUAAACGGCAUUGUCAAUGAAUUGAAGGAUGCCAAUGAAACUGUGACAAAUGAAAGGGAUAAAAUGGACAAGUUAUAUAAGAAGAUGAAAAUCGCAAUCAGGGAGUGUGCCAAAUUACAGAAAAAAAAACAUGCUAAUGAAGACAAUGAAAAAUCGGAGCUACCAGAUUACAAUAGUGAGGACUUUGUAGAAUUCUUGUACAAUAAGAGGAUGAUGUUGGAAAAGGCCUUAAACAAACCUACGAAUGAGCAGGAAAGCGUCAAGCUUACAACGAACAUCUCAAAAGGUGCUGGGAUUAAGAAUACAACAUUAACACCAGAAAAAAGUAAAGCUGUGAAUUCAAAUGUGUCUGACACGAAUAAUGGAAACGACCCAAACAACCAAGGCUUGAGUAACAUUAUUAGGAAGAUGAAAACAAUAAAAAGCAGUACACCACCGCCGAGGUACAAGCAACAAAGCAGUGUAAAGCCGGUUAGAACUCCUGAGAAGCAAGCGCUAAGGGGCCUUUCCAACAGCAACACUCCAGAUCUACUUAGCGCCAAGUCUGAAAAUCAACAGACCACACCAGUCAGAUACAACAAGGCGAGGACGUUUAAAAAAUACAAGAGCAAUGGAAACGGUCCCCGUAACGAAAAAACAACAAAAAUCCACAGCUUUUUCAAGCAAACGAAGGAAGAUGUAUGGUAA
Theileria orientalis strain Shintoku is the source of this 1356-nucleotide messenger RNA. RefSeq lists its product as uncharacterized. The record is from RefSeq and is a predicted model, not a curated record. The transcript has 8 exons. Bases 1 to 1356 code for a protein of 451 amino acids. NCBI's taxonomy places the organism in Eukaryota, Apicomplexa, Aconoidasida, Piroplasmida, Theileriidae.